This is a messenger RNA of Triticum turgidum subsp. durum (durum wheat), 1089 nucleotides long. Lineage: Eukaryota; Viridiplantae; Streptophyta; Magnoliopsida; Poales; Poaceae. The record is from the annotation of a GenBank genome assembly.
AUGAGCCGCUACUACGCGCCCUUUCGCGGCGCUGCCAGCGGGGACGGCGGAGGCUGCCUGCCGCUGCCUAUCAUCGCCGCCGAGGCGGCGCUGGCUGUCGUCGACGCCGCCAUUGCUGUCGCCGCCUUCGUGCAGUUAGCGAGAAUUCACAGGCACAAUCAGCAACAUGGAUGGACUCGGCAAAAGAUAUUCCAUUUUAUGAUUGGCCUAUGCAACAUAGUAUUCCUUGCGUAUUUCGUAUCUACCGUCAUUGCUACUUGUGAGAGAUGGGUUUGUUGGGUACAUGGAUGCGGAUUUGUUUUGAUGGCUAGUCCGCAGAUAUUGCUUCUUGCUUCGUUUCUACUACUGUUGUCAUUCUGGGUUGACCUGUGUCAUCAGACAAAUGAUGAAGAUGAAGAUGAUGUAAGGAGUCACCAAGAAGCUUUACUAGACAGAACAAAAACCAAACCUGGCACCCGCCCUACUGAUGCCCGUCGGAAGUGUUUCCCAGGAAUACAGCUUGGAAGCCGGCAAAAAUUUGUGAUUUUGGUGCUUGUACUGUCAUUUAUUGUUAUGCUUGCCUUUGCCAUCCUCAUCUGGGUUGGUAGGGGAGAAAAUCCUAUUGAUUCAUCACUACUGAAAAAGGUUUAUUUGGAUGUAUUUUCAGUAGUUGUUCUAGUACUUGGCGCUGCUUUGUCAUGUUAUGGUGCAUUAUUGUUCUCGAAGAUGAGCAAAGUACGUUCUGAAACCGUGUCAACUGAGAAGUGGAAGGUUGCCAGUUUAGCUGCUGUCUCACUUAUCUGUUUCUCGUCUUCUGCUAUACUAGCACUUGUUACUAAUAUUCCAGUGCUUUUGUAUUGGUACUCGACUGAGGCGGAGAUCAUAAAAAAUGCUGUUAUAUUAUUUUUAUAUUAUUUAAUAGGCUCAUCGGUGCCAUCAGGAUUUGUUUUAUGGGUCAUGAGAGAGAUGCCUCAACGACCAACAGUGGAAAGGCCCACCCAAUCGAGAGUGGUUACCUUGUUCAGGGACAGACCAUCCCCUACACAGGAUCCACAGUGGAGAGCUGCUGUUACAUCCUCUAACAAGGCCCUCAAGUCAAGCCCAAUUUAA